Molecule: messenger RNA, 312 nt
Organism: Coniophora puteana RWD-64-598 SS2
Lineage: Eukaryota; Fungi; Basidiomycota; Agaricomycetes; Boletales; Coniophoraceae
Exons: 2
Coding region: 1-312 (103 amino acids)
Source: RefSeq, a predicted model, not a curated record
AUGACAGCCUUCGAAGACCAGUGCCCGUGCUCCAACUCCAGCUUCUCCCACCCCCGCACCUCCCCAUACCACUCCCCUGCCGCCAUGCAUCAGCCUGCCCCCUCCAUGAGCGUCCUCGCACCUCUCGCAGCAGCCGGCGCAAUCUGGGCCAUCUUCUCCCGCAAUCACAAGCGGAUGCCCAGCAUCGGGGACGUCGCUCGCGAUCUUCUGUUCGAGCCGCGGUCAAAGGUUCACUCAGACGGAACGGGCCACGAAGCCAUCGAGGACUAUGGAGUCAUGCUCUCCUCCAUGGCCAUCUCCCCUAUAUCAUAG